Messenger RNA from Homalodisca vitripennis (glassy-winged sharpshooter), 618 nucleotides. RefSeq lists its product as uncharacterized. The annotation marks the transcript as partial. The transcript has 6 exons. The record is from RefSeq and is a predicted model, not a curated record. Lineage: Eukaryota; Metazoa; Arthropoda; Insecta; Hemiptera; Cicadellidae. Gene Ontology annotation, molecular function: RNA binding.
GAGCCAUUUAACUUAGAGUAUGAUAUGAGCAAACUGCCACCUUCUGUUAGGACCUACGUUCUCCUGAAGGGUGUCACAGAAAAUGAAAUUUAUGAGUUCUCAGGUGCCAGAGUUGCUUAUGUGGACGAGAAGAACCAUAUUUUAAUCCAAGCUACGACUCAAAAGUCAGUGAACAUGGCUAUCAGUUUAAUUGUAGCACUGAUAAAGGAAGGGUUUGACUCAUUGCUAGUGCAGAGAACGAAAACGGAAGUUGAAACAGAACCAGGUUUGGAGAGCAAUAUACCUACGUUAGUUAAGGAAAAUAGCCAAGGAGAGACUACAACAGAACCAGCAAAGAAACCGGCAGUGGAGGAGAUUCAGUCUCAACACUUUGAGAUGGAAUAUGAGAUAAACGAUUUGCCACUCAAUGUUAGGACCCAUAUUAUGUUAAGGGGAGUCGUGGAGAACAGAGUCACUUCUGCUUCGGGUGCCAGUGUCAGGACUGAGGGUUCCUAUGUGGUGCCACAGAACAAGAAAUAUUCCAAAACAGAAACCAUUAUUUUGGUGCCAGUGUCAGGACUGAGGGUUCCUAUGUUGGUGCCACAGAACAAGAAAUAUUCCAAACAAACCAUUAUUUUG